This is a messenger RNA of Dreissena polymorpha, 1749 nucleotides long. Its product is annotated as cytadherence high molecular weight protein 1-like. Lineage: Eukaryota; Metazoa; Mollusca; Bivalvia; Myida; Dreissenidae. The record is from RefSeq and is a predicted model, not a curated record. The transcript has 12 exons. The coding region runs from base 236 to 1633 and encodes 465 amino acids.
GGCCGCCAAAUGAAAUGUGGAGUUGGGCUUUGUCGAAGAAAAAGAGAUAUUCCUUCUGAAAAGUAGAUUCUUUCCGAGCAAAGUAUGCGGUUUGCCCUCAUGGCUGUCAUUGAAUCUACUUCCAAGCGCAAAGGAGCUGACAUGUCGUGUUUGUUCGAAACCAACCGUGUUUCUUCUACAGUACAGGUCUACGCACCAGAUUCUUCAAAAAGUUUCGCUUUCCAUUGAAAAUGAUAUGCCACAAGCGAUUGAGCAGCCAUCAAUGGACAGUAGUGCUGAGCUGUCGACAGAAACUGUCAGUCAUCAUUUGCAGCCUCUUGACAGGCCUUUGGCUCAAAGAGACUCUGAUAUGGCAUCAGACAAUGAAAAUGAUUUGCCUCAAGCGAUUGAGCAGCCAUCAAUGGACAGUAGUGCCAAGCUGUUGACAGAAACUGUCGGUCAUCAUUUUCAGCCUCCAGACAGGCCUUCAGGUCAAAGAGACUAUGACAUGAAAUCAGCCAAUGAAAAUGAUUUGCCUCAAGCGAUUGAGCAGCCAUCAAUGGACAGUAGUGCCGAGCUGUUGACAGAAACUGUAUGUCAUCAUUUUCAGCCUCCAGACAGGCCUUCAGGUCGAAGAGACUCUGACAUGAAAUCAGCCAAUGAAAAUGAUUUGCCUCCAGCGAUUAAGAAGCCAUCAAUGGACAGUACUGCUGAGCUGUUGAUAGAAACUGUCAGUCAUCAUUUGAAGCCUCCUGACAGGCCUUCGGCUCAAAAGGACUCUGACAUGGAAUCAGACAAUGAAAAUGAUUUGCCUCCAGCGAUUGAGCAGCCAUCAAUGGACAGUAGUGCUGUGCUAUCGACAGAAACUGUCAGUUAUCAUUUGCAGCCUCUUGACAGGCCUUCGGCUCAAAAGGACUCUGAUAUGGAAUCAGACAAUGCUAUUGAUCAGCCAUCAAUGGACAGUAGUGCUGAGCUGUCGACAGAAACUGUCAGUCAUCAUUUGCAGCCUCCUGAAAGGUCUUCAGCUCAAAGAGACUCUGACAUGAAAUCAGACAAUGCGAUUGAUCAGCCAUCAAUGGACAGUAGUGCCGAGCUGUCGACAGAAACCAUCAGUCAUCAUUUGCAGCCUCCUGAAAGGUCUUCAGCUCAAAGAGACUCUGAUAUGGAAUCAGGCAAUGAAAAAGAUUUGCCUCCAACGAUUAAGAAGCCAUCAAUGGACAGUCGUGCAGAGCUGUCGACAGAAACUGUCAGUCAUCAUUUGCAGCCUCUUGACAGGCCUUCGGCUCAAAAGGACUCUGAUAUGGAAUUAGACAAUGGCAAUGAAGUUGUUGAUGAUUCAGAGUCUGAUGUGGGAUCAGAAAUUUGGCCAUUUCCAUUUCUAAGGUCCAGGAAUAUCCAAAUUCAUGAACCAGAUGAAAAGGAUGAAUUCGAAGAUUGUAAUGACAAUGUUCUGGAUCCUGAUUAUCACCCUGAAGAAGACUCGCAGGAAAGUGAUAGUGACUGUGGCAACCUGAGAGAUAACUUUGGGAAAACAGGGAAAAAGAAACAGGUGCAUAGACCAUGUUAUUGUCAAGAGAAUGCUGCAUUGCUUGAUGCAUUUUCCUCCUACCUAGUCCCGAACUGCAGGCAUCUACCUAGGGAAAACGGGAGAUAAUGAAAGUUCAGGACAACUACAAAGCACUUGGAAACAGAACAUGGAUGAACAUCAAGUAUCAGCUGAAAUAAUGCAGUGUAAAAUUUGAGUGUGAUUGACACUUGAUAAAACUUAGG